Molecule: messenger RNA, 1140 nt
Organism: Chanos chanos (milkfish)
Lineage: Eukaryota; Metazoa; Chordata; Actinopteri; Gonorynchiformes; Chanidae
Gene: usp18
Product: ubiquitin specific peptidase 18
Exons: 10
Coding region: 13-1002 (329 amino acids)
Biological process (GO): protein deubiquitination
Cellular component (GO): cytosol; nucleus
Molecular function (GO): cysteine-type deubiquitinase activity
Source: RefSeq, a predicted model, not a curated record
GCCUGUGAAAGUAUGGGAGCGGUUUUAAGGCACAGUCUAAAUAGUAUUCAAGGUGUCACAGGACUAAUGAACUAUGGUAAUUCUUGUUGUGCCAAUGCCUUGCUACAGUCACUCUGUGCUACAGGGGAACUGGCAGAUGUGCUGGAUAAGUGGAAACCGUCUGAAACGGAAGAUAGGAACAACAAUGUUCCAGUCCAACUGAAAAAGGUGCUGCUUGCUAUGCGGAGUAACUCAUCUGCCUCUCAUCGAGACUUCCUGAUGUGUCUGGACCACAAUUCCAUCCGCUGUUGUCAACAGCAUGAUGUUGAUGAAGUCUUCCUCUCCAUCCUGAACCUCAUUCAGCAACAGAUGACUGACAGGGAUCGGGCUGAGGCGAUCCGGGAUCUGUUCAAGGUCACAGUCAUGGGAUGCCUGACAUGUUCUGACUGCACCUACCAACAAACCGUGACAAGCUUUUUAUUAAGCAUUCCUCUGUCUCUAAGAGAGGAAACAAACUCCCUGCAAUCAUGCAUCCAGUCCUUUUUCAAACCCCAGGAAUUAGCUGGCAGUGACAGUUGUUACUGUGAGAGAUGUGGAAAGAAGACCCCAUCCUCUCAGGGGCUCAGACUCGUCUCUCUGCCGCCGAUUGUAUGUGUUCAUCUAAAGAGGUUCCGCAAUGACCAUGGGUACACAAGAAAACUGUACUGUGAAGUGAAUUUCCCUGAGGUCAUUAAUUUUGGGGACGUUUUAAAUCCUGAUCAGAAAACAGGUGGAUCAGAAAAUGUUGACCACCAGUACAUACUGUUUGCUGUGAUAGUGCAUAUGGGGACUGCCAGAUUUGGACAUUACACAGCAUAUGUACGACCCAGGGGGGAGGAGACCUGGUACUAUACAGAUGACAGCUGUACAAGACAGGUUCGCUGGGAGGAUGUACAGAAGUCAUAUGGAGGAAUACGUGAAACUGCAUACAUGCUGCUGUACAGAAGAGACCCCACCAACACAGAACAGGAGGUUUCUGGCUGAUAUUCAGGCAAUGGGAAGGACCAUCUAAACAUAAAAUCAGACAACAAAAUGUCAUGCACUACCUGUUAAAAAAACAUGAAUAGUACUGCAUCAUGAAAUUUGUACAACAAAGUGCUUUAUUUUUAAAAUUUUAUGGCG